Capsella rubella is the source of this 854-nucleotide messenger RNA. RefSeq lists its product as uncharacterized. The record is from RefSeq and is a predicted model, not a curated record. Lineage: Eukaryota; Viridiplantae; Streptophyta; Magnoliopsida; Brassicales; Brassicaceae. The coding region runs from base 95 to 646 and encodes 183 amino acids. The transcript is spliced from 2 exons.
CCAAAUUAAACUCAAAUUAGCUUUCUGAACGAUCCUCUACAUAACGCCAUCAAAUCUUCUUCUUCUUCUCUUUCUCUUUCGCUUCCAACAAAGUAUGGCCCUUUAUCGUAUCUUCAUCUCAAUCGUCUUCUUCUCUCUCACCUUCUCUACUCCAACUACCUUUUCCCUCAACGAACCCGACCCGGAUUCGAUUUCUACCGUUUAUGAACUCCUCCCAAAGUAUGGUCUCCCAAGCGGUCUCCUACCGGACAACGUCACCAAUUUCACCCUCGCCGCUGAUGGCCGAUUCGUUGUCCACUUGCCCGAUUCCUGUGAAAUUGAAUUUGACUACCUCGUUCACUACGACACGACCAUCUCUGGCCGUAUCGGUUACGGCUCGAUUACUGAGCUCAAGGGUAUUCAGGUGAGGAAGUUCUUCAUUUGGCUCGAUGUCGAUGAAAUCAAGGUUGAUCUCCCACCUUCUGAUUCCAUCUACUUCAAAGUUGGGUUUAUCAACAAGAAGCUCGAUAUUGACCAGUUUAAGACUAUACAUUCGUGCCACGAUAAUGGUGUCUCUGGCUCUUGUGGUGAUUCCUGGAAGAUUUUUCUUGAGAAAGGGAAGCUUCAAGGAAUGAUGGAUGAAGCGGAAAUGCUAAUCACCGAGUAAAUACUCUCUGCCAUCAGUCUGCGACAAUACGCGGAUGGAGAUGAGUCUCAAGUCAAGUUUGUACAUAUACAUACAAUAACUAGACAAGUCUUUCUAUAAGACUUGGUAUGAAAUGUUGAAUAUACGCAAUAUGUAAGUCUUGUUAAAACUGGGUUCCACGAAAAUGUUGUAUCUUAUGACUAAAUGUUUCUGAGUUCGUUCCUUACCA